Molecule: messenger RNA, 2006 nt
Organism: Magallana angulata
Lineage: Eukaryota; Metazoa; Mollusca; Bivalvia; Ostreida; Ostreidae
Product: probable G-protein coupled receptor Mth-like 3
Exons: 1
Coding region: 1-1470 (489 amino acids)
Biological process (GO): cell surface receptor signaling pathway
Cellular component (GO): membrane
Molecular function (GO): transmembrane signaling receptor activity
Source: RefSeq, a predicted model, not a curated record
AUGCAUCAAAUCUUAAAAGAAAUGUUUGAAAUUCCUAAGAUUAAAGAGCUGACUAGAUUUUUCUUUCUACCUAAACGUGUUUAUCAAACAAAAUUCAAGAAUGGUUUGUUCCAUAAAUUUUUAUAUCUACAAAUUUAUUUUAACUUGAUGUACUUCACCCAGUUUCACAGAGAUGAAACAGAGAGGUUUCUCUUGAAAUUACCAAAUAAUUUGUCAAUCAGAAAAGUUAUUGAAAAAACAAACUUCACAGAAUUUGAUUUGAAAGGCAUACGGUUCACAAGUUUACGCCAACCAUUGGUAUCAACUGAUUCUACUGAACUGGCGUCUUUCCUGUUAUAUAAGAAAAGGGAUUUCCCUAUGCCACCAUCUACUGCUGUACACGUAAGCCCAUUAAUGUUUUGUAGACAGAAAAUUAUCGGACCAGGCAUUGAAGUUGAUCGAAACAAUUUUCGAAUAAUAGACAACAACAAUAAUAAAACUUUUUACUUGGGCGAAUUUGUUGUUGACUUUGAUAGACAGUUUCGAGUUUGUGUCGAGGAAAAACAAUUUGCAAGUGCCACAUUUGACUACGGUUAUGUAUUGGAAAUGUUUGCAACCAUUUUAAAUGUCAUCAGCAUCGUUUCUAUGAUGGUAAUUUUGAUUCUUUACAUGGUUGUUCCCGGACUGAGAACACUUCCGGGCCUGAACACCAUGAGUACAACAUUUUCUCUCCUAUGCAUGCAACUCACCUAUAUGUUUGCUAAUGCUGUCGAAAAAUCAUCUUUCUUUUGUACGGUAAUAGGUAUAUUGUUGCAUUAUUUCUGGUUGUCCCUAUGCUGUUGUCUCUUUACUUGUUCCUUACACAUGUGUCGGAGUUUUUCGGAUCGAAGAGGAUAUUCGCACAUUCAUACAAAUAUCAAGUUUAUUUUUGGUCGCUAUGUAAUUUACUGUUACAUUACGCCAAUUUUUAUAAUUACCACUAAUAUCAUUCUCACUUAUUACAUACAGAACAAAAUCGGGUACGGUACAACUUUGUGCUUUGUUGAGGAUUUCGUUCAAAAUCUGGCCACUUUUAUCGCACCUCUACUUAUUACAUGUGUGGUCAACAUCGUCAUGUUCACCAUAACCGUCAUCAACAUUAACAGUGUAAAACACAUAGAAAAGUCGAAGAAAGAUAAAUCCGAGCUCGUGAUAUUUCUGAAGUUGUUCAGUCUAACAGGGAUCGUUUGGAUAUUUCAAAUUGUAGAUGGUGUUUUAAACAUAUCGGCCUUUUCGUUUGUUGCAACUUUACUAACCUCUUCACAGGGUACUAUUAUUUUCCUGAGUUUUGCGAGUUCUUCAAGGAUAUUAAAGUAUCUUAGAUCAAAGCGGAAAAACAAAGGUAAAAAUGCAAUCACUGACAGCAAGCAAACCACACGAAAAGGGAGUGGUACUUCUCCUCUAGACCUCACAAAAAGCACUCGGGCGCAAGGCUCAAGUAUCACAAUAUGAUACUAGUAAAUAAUUCCCUCGUAAGACUCACUGAUUAAAAACGGAAUUUACAAAAAGAUGAAAGGUAUGUAAAUAUAAAAAGGUCUAUUUAAGGUAAAAUAUUUUCAAAAGCAUGUUUUUACUUUAUUUUUUUUGGUUGCGUAAUUCGGUUAGUUGCUUUUCGAACAUAAAAUCAGUUCUGGCUAAAUAAUCGUAAAUCUAUAUUGAAACAAAAACUGAACCGUUUAUGCUCUUAUUGUUGAUGUCAUUUUCUGUUGAAUGUUCGUAAAAUGUUGUAUUGUUGUCGUCAAAUUAUCAAACAAUAGAAUGCAUCUGUUGGACGUCGUUUGUUCGUCGGAUAGUUUGAUUUUGAAGUUAAGACUUCAUGCCCAUCUCGGGAACGACAAAGCAAAUUUCAAUAACGAUUUAUAGGCGAAGAAUGAUUUAAUAACUGAGGAGUCCUUUUAUUUAAAGGAAAUAUUUGUGUGAAAAGUGAAAUGGGAUUUUUAAAAUUCCCAGUAAUACCAACGGAUUUACCUCAAACUCUUUAUUUGUUA